Gaeumannomyces tritici R3-111a-1 is the source of this 735-nucleotide messenger RNA. RefSeq lists its product as hypothetical. Bases 227 to 502 code for a protein of 91 amino acids. The transcript has a single exon. NCBI's taxonomy places the organism in Eukaryota, Fungi, Ascomycota, Sordariomycetes, Magnaporthales, Magnaporthaceae. The record is from RefSeq and is a predicted model, not a curated record.
GUUGGGCUCGUCAGAGCUAGGUCGGUACCUCCAGGCAGGUAGAUACGGAUGGAAAAUAGACUAGUAGGCAGCCCGUCAAAGAUAUAAACCCGCCGACAUGUCCGCCAUUUAGUCCAUUAUCCCAAGAUCACACUGCUACAGACAAGCAAACAAACAAGCACUCUCCACCAAAGCCACUUUCACACAACACACAUCUCCCACUUCUUACACCAAGCAACCAACCAAAAUGCCUCUCUUCGCUCGCCGCCGCGCUCACCACACCACGGCUCCGGCCCACCACCACCAUACUACCACCACCACUACUACUACCACGCGCCGCCGUGGCCUCUUCGGCCGCCGCCAGCCCAUUCACCACCAGAAGCGCAAGACCACCAUGGGCGACAAGAUCAGCGGUGCCUUCCUCAAGCUCAAGGGCUCCCUUACUGGCCGCCCCGGCCAGAAGGCGGCGGGCACCAGGAGGAUGCACGGCACCGAUGGCCGCGGAAGCCACCGCCAUUAUUAGGGUGUCAUCGAGACACGGAAGGAUGAGAUAUGGCGGACGAGGCGGUUGUUAUGAUCAGUAACGCGGAUGAGGGCAAGAUACCCGGUUGUUGAUGUGGAUGUCUACGUUUGUUUUUCAGUAACAGCGAAGCGCGCAAUCUGGCUUUCACUUUUUGUCUGAUUAUUUGUUUAGCCCUUGGUGAUAUUACACAAAUUCCAUUAAUCUGUCCCAGACUUGCUCAUAUUCUCCUCCGG